UAUUAAGCUUUUAUUUUGAAAUACUCCAACCAGAAGUCUGAGCUAUAAAAUUCACGUGCUAGGGUUUCGGUGUUCUCGUACUGUAGUCUUUCUGGAAACACCAUGGAACGAAUUCUUCACUCCCGUUUAUCAGAAGAUCAGAAAAUACACAUGGGACUUCAGUCUCAAGAUGGCAGAGAUGCAGAGGCCUUCACAAACGCAUUUCUGAAGAACAGUGUUCCCGGCCUCAGCAAGGAGGCAGUUAAGCAGUUCAUGGACCGGAAGGCUGUUGUCUUAGAGUUUUCCAGGAAGAAAAAGGAAAAACGAAGAAAGAAGAGGUCUAAAGGACUCAAUGCCAAAGAGAGAAGAGAGCUGAAGGUCUUUCAGCUGAAACCAGAGCACCAGAGGUAUGAACUUUUCUUGCCACUCCAUGAGCUGUGGAAGCAGUAUGUACGUGACCUGUGUAACGGACUCAAACCUGACAGCAAUCCACAGACAAUUCAACAGAAACUCCUGAAGGCUGAUUUUCAUGGAGCUAUAAUCACAGUAUCAAGAUCCAAAUGCCCGUCGUAUGUGGGCACAACGGGUAUCCUCGUCCAGGAGAUGAAACACGUUUUUAAAAUCGUCACCAAAGAGGACAAACUGAAAGUCAUUCCCAAGCGCAACAGCGUCUUUGCUGUGGAAAUCGAUGGAUUCGUCUCCCAUAUCUAUGGCAGCAAGUUCCAGCUGAGAUCCAGCGAGCGGUCGGCCAAGAAGUUCAAAGCGAAGGGAACCAUAGAUCUCUAAGGGAGACGCUAGAAUUGCGAGCAACUUUCCAGCUUUAAUGGCAAACUCUGGAUUGAGGGAAACUGGCACCCUGAUGGGAGGGCCACAGCUGCUGUUCAAACCCUCAGUGGCAGGAGGGGAGAGUUCCUUGGAUUCUAUAAGAACAAGAUGUAUUUACAGACUCUGUCUCAAGCUGUCAUUGUUUUCAGUGCCUUGUGUCAAGUGAAGUGGGGAGCGGUUUUCUACCGCUCCCCACUUUGUAGAAAAGUGCCAGUGUCUAAUCGAAAUAGAAUUGGCUCUGAAAUGUCAUUUGUACUUGGUUCAGAUACACGCUGCACAUUAAAAGAAAGAUGUAUUUAUGAAAUUUGCGUUAUUGCGUUGAGGACAAUUUAAUUGUACAUUUAAUGCAUAGUUUUGAUCUACUUUUUAUUUUCUUAAAAGGAUACAUUGUGGCAUUCUUAAAAUGGUAGUUUAGGUUUUGGUGUAUGUUUUCAAAUGGACUAGACUGUAUCUUUUAAACUACUGGCCUCACAAUGGCUGGCAUAGGGGCAUCAACAGGCAAUGUACUAAAAGUAACACCAAAACGGCUUGUAAAGUGAUGUCGUAUAUCCAGAGGUUCUGUGUGUGUGUAUUAAUUUAUUUCUUAAGAAUUUAGUUUAAUUUAAUCUUUAGUUGGAUUUGUAUUUUCGAUGAAGCAUCACUGUCGAGUCCAACUGCCUUUAAUUAAUAAUCGUUUGUCUUACUCCCGGUUUUGUAGUUUCCUCUACUAAAGGCAGCCAUGUCGCAGCAUGUGUUGCCACUCAGUUCGAGUAUUCCGGUGACGUCAAUGCAUACCCUCUAUUGAGACACCUUUUCUGUAAAUUUAAGCUUGGAUAAAUGACACAUGGCAACAUGGCUGAAGCUCUCUUCUUUUACAUAGCCUGACAUGAUCACAGCUUCAGUUCCCGUUUUAUUAACUAACAUUAUGCAUGCUAGGACAGGCAGUGCAGUAGCUGUCCCUUAACUGCGCCUGCUGCAUCUAAACCAUAUAUUUCAGGUCCUUAACCUGGGGAGCUAAAAGCAAGGGUGUGAAGUAUUGCCAUGAAAUAAGAACUGAUUUGUACAUUUUAAAUUGUGUAUCGGUGCUGUAAAAUUAACAUGUUCAUAUGAACAGCAUAUGGAAACAUGUUGAACAAGCUUCUUGCAGUUACUUGAAGGGUAUUUUCUUGCUUUCAGUGAUGAACUCAUUGGUACCCCUAUACUAGCCAUUGUUAAGCUUGCAGGUCACUGGAAAUUUCUGUAUGUAAAAUAUAUUUAAUUAUGUAAAAAAACCUUUGUCUGGGCUAAUUGAAAACAUACACUAAAAUGGAAAUUAUGGCCAAAAAAAAAAGAAACUAAAGUGAACUAUCCCUUCAUUGAGAAUUGCAGUACCAGUGGAAUCCACGAGGGGGAUCUAUAACCAAAUCAAUCGGUUUUUUAAAAAUAUUUUUAACCAUUUCUUUUUCCAAGUUCAUAAAUGGGUUGAUGUUCGGUUUGUGCACUUGAACCGUUUCAUUGGUGCCAGGAAUACACUGAUAGAUCCAAUCGAACAUUUAAUUCCUCCACUUUUCUGACUCAAGUGUGAGGAACAUGUCCGUUUUAUAAGCAAGCACUGUCCCUCAAGGACCGUAUAUCAGAGGUUGUUAUCGUUUGAUGCAUCUUAAUGUGUCAUGCCUCAAAAUAUAAAAUAAAAAUGAAAAGUAUA
Anguilla anguilla (European eel) is the source of this 2467-nucleotide messenger RNA. It is a transcript of the gene pop4, whose product is annotated as POP4 homolog, ribonuclease P/MRP subunit. The record is from RefSeq and is a predicted model, not a curated record. The coding region runs from base 103 to 765 and encodes 220 amino acids. Gene Ontology annotation, molecular function: ribonuclease P RNA binding. The transcript is spliced from 7 exons. Gene Ontology annotation, biological process: rRNA processing; tRNA 5'-leader removal. Gene Ontology annotation, cellular component: ribonuclease MRP complex; ribonuclease P complex. Lineage: Eukaryota; Metazoa; Chordata; Actinopteri; Anguilliformes; Anguillidae.